AUGAGAUCAUCCAUUACAUCCAAUGGUGAGACCUUGAACCCUAAUAAAUCUUUUAAAUAGAUCUGUGGAGAAGCUUCAGACUGCCUUAUUAGGUUAAAUAGAGAUAUUGAUUUCGAUAGGCAAUAAGAUGAAGAAUAGACAUUGAUUGUUAAUAAUAGAUAGGAAUUUGAUGAGUUAAUCAAUCCAGUAUUUUAUACUGGCUAUUUGAAAAAUCUGGCUCUUUCUGUAAGUAAUUACUCUCAAAAGAACUGCGAUAACUACAAUUUAUUGGCAAGUCCAAAAUUAGUCCAGAGCAAGGAAGGAUUGAUAAUGGAAUAGCAGAGUAUAAAUUUGAUGAAACUGGAUGCUUAGAUUAUGCCAAGAGCAGAUGUCCUUUUAAAGCUCUGCUCAAAUGGAUUGAAAGGCUAAACUUAAGUCCAUAAAGCAAUGAUUAAAAUACAAAUCUAACCAUCGUAAACAUCAAGUUCAGAUAAUCAGAUGGAAGAUAAAUCAUUCUUGAAGAAAAUAAUCGAGCGUUAAGACAAAUCUCACACAUAGGUAAAAUACAGGAAUCCGAAAAUGAGGGAGGAGAUUACAAUGGAGCUUUACUGGGACACUUUGUAUGUGAGAAUCCUUAAAGAACGAUAAGUACUUUCUGCUGUAGUGGUUCAGCCAGAAUUUUUAUUUCAAAGCUACAAUAACUACUACUCACCAGUCAUAGGAGGAUAGAAUAUAAAUCAAGGCUUCACCUAUCAAAUGAGCUAGAUAGCUGGAAGUAGUGAGCAGAUUAAAUCAUCUAGUACUAAUUAGCCCUAUAAGGUAUUUUAGCCAUUAAGAUAAUCAUAAAAAAACUGGCAAUCUUAAAUGAGUAAAACUUCUGGGAAAUAAAUCGCAUAGUUGGAUUAAGAUGCUAUAAGAGAUAUGAUUAUACAUUAAAAUUCAAAUACUUUAGAAUAGAAACCUAGUCAAACUCAGCUAUUAGUGCCUAUUGUUUAAACUAGAGAAUAAGGGCAGACAAGCAAUAGAAAUAAAUAAGGUGGAGGAAAUAUCACCACUUAGCAAGUCAAUAAAUUCUAACAGCAGAAAUAAUCCAAUAAUAGACCAUAAACGAUGAUGGGUGUAGGGGAGGAACCACCUCAAUUAGAAAAGACCAAGAAGUUUUCAAAUGGUUUGUUUAGUGAAUUCCAUCAUGAUCUAGAUCAAUUUGGUGAGUCAGAAUUUCCUUUGAAUAUAUCUAAUAACAGAGAAUAAGAAAAAGAAAAUACAAAUAAAUUUGGACAGUAAAAAUGCAACAAAGAAUUUAAUUCUGGACUGAAAACAUAAUAGCUAAGUGACAAUAAGUUAAAUUAGAAAAAUUCAGAUAUGAUGAUAGACAUCAAGCCUUCUAAAGAUGUCAACAGCACUGAUAUCAAUAUCUCUUUGCUGCCCAAAUAAAUUUAAAAGUAUAAUUCAAAGCGCGACAAAUAGCGUAACAAAAAACAAUUUAAAUCUGAUUUUCAAGAAAAGAGUAAAACGCUUAAUGAGAUCUUAGCUGAUGAUGAUGAAAAUUAUUAUUCUAGCAAUCAGAAGUAAGAUGACGAUUUUUUGAGAAUAUCAAAUGAUCAUGAACUUGUUGAUUAAAAUCACUUUAGAGACAUAGAGAUUUCAACACCUCGAGGUACUGAACCUAAUUCUAUGUGCAGAUCAACUACUACUGCUUCGAGAACUAUUAACUCAAAGAAAUAAAAGCAUUUUAUCAAUGACUCUAUUGCUGUGAUUAAACAUUAAAAUUAGAAUGGGAACAAUACAAUCUUGAUUUAGCCUUAAAAAUUUAUAUCACCAACCAUUCAACAUAAAAUCAUAUAAAACAAAUAAAAUAAAACUACCGAGAGCUAACCUAAUUCACAAAAGCAAAGCUUACCAGAGAUUCCUUAGUUAAAUAAUAAAUUCAUCAGAAAAUCUCCUUAAAAUGCUAAUUUCAGUUUGGUUGAUAACAAAGGAAUUUCUAAAGCAAAUUAUAUAGGAGCUUAAAUUUUCUUAAAAAACAGCAGUUAAAGUCCCAAAUAUCUGAGAGACCAUAAUCCUUUGCAAAAAAGUAUGAAUCUGCCCUUUAGUACUUAGGUACAGUAGCAAAACCAAAAUUAUAACCCCUAUUAAAAUAUGUAAAAUCACACCUAGACUACUAUAACUAACCCAGCAACUAAAUUCAUCAGCAAAACUACUGCAUUAAACUUACAGCGACAUCAAAGUCCAUUAGUUGGGCGUAUCAUUGAAAAUUCAGCCGAAGAUAUUACGCAAUAGCUAAUAAAUCAAAUGAGUAAAGCUAAGAGAGAAAAUGGAGCCGUAAGUAGUUUAGGAUAGAGACAACUUAUAUCUAAAAUAAUCAACAGAGAACGAUAAAUUGCUUCUAGAAAAGAUUAAAUUCCGAUGUGA
This is a messenger RNA of Stylonychia lemnae, 2391 nucleotides long. NCBI's taxonomy places the organism in Eukaryota, Ciliophora, Spirotrichea, Sporadotrichida, Oxytrichidae. The record is from the annotation of a GenBank genome assembly.